Messenger RNA from Lytechinus pictus (painted urchin), 3085 nucleotides. Its product is annotated as leucine-rich repeat and IQ domain-containing protein 1-like. NCBI's taxonomy places the organism in Eukaryota, Metazoa, Echinodermata, Echinoidea, Temnopleuroida, Toxopneustidae. Gene Ontology annotation, molecular function: protein binding. The record is from RefSeq and is a predicted model, not a curated record. The transcript is spliced from 12 exons. Bases 1 to 2319 code for a protein of 772 amino acids.
AUGCAGUUAUCAGAGCUGGCCCCAUUGAAGUCUUUUCUACUCCUCAAUCAUGUCAAUGUAUCAAACAACUUCAUAUCAGAUGUUGAGUGCCUCGUAGCAGGUUUAGAAGGAUGUACCCAACUCAAGCAUAUUGAUGUACAAGGCAAUGCACUCACAGAGGAACCUCACUAUAGGGAUGCUAUCUUAAAGGUUCUACCUGGUUUACAGCAACUUGACUCUGAACUUUUGACCUUGGGGGUCAAAGGUCAUGACCCCACUAUGACCCCUAGCAGCUUUGAGGUCAUGUGCAGGUCACAGGUAGAUGCACAGGAUGCUCUGAGGAAGAAACAAGAUGAAGAGUUGAGCACUCUGACUGAUCAAGAGGAUUUAAAGUUUGGAGUGGUGAGAGCAGAGAUGCUUUCAAGGCACUUAGAAGAGACCUUUCAGCAAGCUGUAGAGCAUCGCUAUGCCCAUGAAUAUGGGGAGACUACUCCAGCUACCUGCAUCUAUCCUGAUGGUGCGCCCCAACAAUUGUCAACUCACAAGGACAUCUCUUCAAGUAAAGGGGUAUCUUCCGAUACAGGUGCAUCACCAGCCAAGGAGUCUACAAGAACUGUACCUUCAGAUGCCACAGAUCUGAAGGCUGGUACUCCAGGUUUGAUGUCAACGUUGAGUGUUGGCAUAUCACCAGUCAAGGCUGGGAACAGAGUCACACUAUCUACAGCGAUUGCUGUGAACCAGAGUCAACACUCAAGGCAGGUUACAGGUAUGGAUGGAAGCAUUAGGACAUUAGCCACAGAGGCAGGAAGAGAUGAUAGAAAAUUCAAGGAGACAAUCUUCCAGGGUACAAGUUCAAAGCAAGAGCAUUAUGGGAUUGGUAGCCUUGAAGGUCAAAGGUCAAGUGAUACUUCCUCCAGGGUGGAUGCAAAGACAGUAUCAACAGCUCUGCAUAAGGAGUUGGAAACUGAUAGGAUAAGUCUAUCAGAUCAUGCUGCCACUUUGAUCCAGGCCCGGUGGAGGGGUUACUCUGUCCGACGGAGCAUCGAUAUCGGCACUAAGCAAUGGCUGGCUGCUCUUAGGAUACAGGCUUACUGGCGAGGUCAUAAGGUCAGACGAUGGAUGGGAGAGGUCAAGAGGUCGUUGAAGAGUGAUACUGGAAUGAAUGUCGAUGAGGAUGAAGCGGAAUUUGCAGAGAUUGAUUUAGGUUCUUUUGAUUUUGAUGAGGACAUGUUGGAUAAAGGAUUGACUACGCCUUCUGAUACCCCAACCCUCCUACCCAAAUACCCACCCCUCCCUCCAACCUCAAACACAUCCCAUGCAAGACCCAACCCACGCCCCACCCAGCCCGCCUCUCCUUCCCCUCACAAGCCCUACCCUCCAUCCACCACAAAACCCUCCUCACCAGAAAAACCCCAGACACGACCCUACCGGCAGGCCUGGAGAGGUGCAGACUCACCCCUCAACCCCCUAGAAAGUUCACCCCAGGGGGGUCACUUACCAAGGGGUAGUGGUGGUUUCUCACCUCCUGAGGGGAUUGGAGGGGGGCUAGUGAUGAAGAAACCACCCCUACCACCGACCACACCCUCUAGUAUGAGCGGUACAGAGGUACUUAGUAUGGGUACCCCCAGGACACAACGGACCGCAAGACAGGAGCAGCUUACUGAAGAAUGGGGGUUCAAGGAUAGUGUUACUGCAGACCUUAUGAUGAAACGAGCCAAGAAAUUAGCCAAAGGCAAGAAGAAGAAACUUGACCCUAUUCAGCGAUAUCAGCAAAUCAGAAAGACCCAGGAUGCUAGCUCAGCUAGACCUCCUCAGAUGACUAGCAAGAAAGGGGUUCAGAGGAAAGACUACUUUCAAGCUCGAGAAGAAGAAGCAGAGAGGCGAGAGAGAAGCAAAGUUGAGGAACACAGCAACAAAAAACACAGAACAUUUGACUGGGUCCAUGCCCAAGUGAACAAUGACCUACCAAUAUCUGAGUCUCGUAUUAACCCAUAUGGGAUACGCAGCAGACAGUCUAGUAGUGAACCAAACCUACCUGCAAUAAGCCCUGAUGUCAUACAAGGGUCAAGGGUCAAUCUAGUGAUGAGUCCUAAUGCUAUGGAGGUUCAGUCUGUUGAUAGUGUAAGCCUUGGUGAUUUUACUUCAAGAGAAAGGAGCCGAUCAUUCUCUUCACCAAAUGGUGAAAGGGUGCAGUUCCCGCCCAUCAAGACAAGCUCUGCCCCCAGUAGUCACACCAAGCAACGGAUGGCAGCACAAGCGGGUGACAGGAGGGGUGGGGGAGAGGUAGCAUGGGGUAGCGCUGGAAGUAAUAAGACAGGAAGGGGAAAGAUAACUAGGUGACAACGUCAAUGAAUUUACAUUCAUUGAAUUACUUUAGAUUUUUCAAGUUUGAGAUUGCUCUGCCGUGAUGUGAAAAGUUUUGUAAUAACAAUAAAAAUAUGCAGGUAGGGUAUAUGUGUUGCGCAAAUGUCUACCUUGUUAGGUGCUCAAGGCACUCCUAUAUUAGCCCAGUGAAGCUUGGCUUCCCUUUCCUGUGCUCACAGCUUUUUGAGGAAUUACUUCUUGCCGGUACCCAUUUACCUCACCUGGGUUAAGUGCAGCACAUUGUGGAUCCAAAUUUUCUUGCUGAAGAAAAUUAUGCCAUGGGUGGGAUUGGAACCCACGACCCUCUGUUUCAAAGUCCAGAGACUAAUCCACUGGGCCACAAUGCUCCACAUUAUUGGUUAUUUUGUGUUAAGAUGAUGUCAAAUAUGCUAUCUAUUUUCAACUGAGUGAGCAAUUCUUUACUUUUGACUCAAUUGAAUACUGCCCUCUGUUGAGCAAAAACUGUACAUUGCAAUUUUCUAUGAAGUACUGAAACAUGAUUGAAGUUUGAAAAUGGUUUGUUUGAUUUGUUGCGUCGAGGUAGAGAAAGGACAAACAAGAGAUGAGGCAGUAAAAUACAGAGAGAGAAAGACAGGGGUAGAAAGAGAGAGAGAGAGAUGGUGGGGGGGGGGGGUCCAAAUGAUUUGUAUGCUGUAACCUUAAUUAUUGAUGACAUUACAAACAUUUUAAUGCAUUCAUAGGGAUAUAGGACAGAGAAAGAAAAUGGAAAGAAAUAGAGAAA